CAAUCUACUAUUACAGUACAUUUAAAGCAUUAUUUAUAAUACUCUUUUAGUAUACCUAUUGGUGCGGCGCAGACUAGUCUAAAACAAACUGCCACAAUGAUGGAUUCAUCGGCCAGUGCAACUAUUCCUGGCACGCUAUCUACCCAUUACGGUAAAGACGCUUCUAAUUUAGACGCGGGGUACCCGACGCUUCCAAUGCAGGACACGACACCUCGUACAGCGCCACCUCCUUAUACUGAUCACCCUCAGCCUCAUACUGCAUACCCCCACCCGCCACAAGAUGCUAACACGGGGUAUCCACACUCGACCGCUGGGUAUCCUCAUCCUCAAGCUGGCCCGACAGUGUACCCAACGGCGCCUGGAGCCACCGUGAUCGCCGGACCGACCGUCAUCGUUCAAACAGUCGUGGGGCCAGAGUCUACCCGCACGACGUGUCGCAAUUGCAAUGCCCAGAUAUCUACAAGGAUUGACAGGAAACCGACUAUGAAGACGCAUCUCAUGGCGGUGUUACUCUGUGUACUUGGGUGCUGGUGCUGCGUGUGUGUGCCGUAUUGCAUGGACUCCUGCCUUGACGUAGACCACUACUGCCCAAAUUGUGGAGCCUUUGUUGGAUCUUACGCACAUUGUAAAGGUUCCAACGACUUUGACGUACCUAAUUCAUCAGGGCACCCUGCAGGGCCCCCUCCUUACGCAGGAUACCCGCCAGGCCCGCCGCCCGGGCCGCCGCCGGUCCAGGUCACCCCUGCGGCAGUAAUCAUCCAGCAAACCGUAGGACCAGAUUCUACGCACACAACCUGCCGUUCUUGCAACCAGGAUAUAGUCACAAGGGUUGAGCGCAAAGCAUCGAUGCGAACACACAUUAUGGCUGGUCUUCUUUGUCUAUUUGGAAGCGCCGGCCGCAUACCCCGACACGCCAGCAUCAACGAUGUCAUCCGAAGGGCCUUUGUCAGUGUCAAAGUUCCGGCCAUACUGGAGCCCGUCGGUUUGGCAAGGGACGAUGGCAAGAGGCCCGACGGUAUGACUCUGGUGCCUUGGAAGUUGGGACGGCCUCUAGUUUGGGAUGCCACAUGCGUUGACACCCUCGCGCCGUCCCAUCUUUCGGGUACCAGCAGUGGUGCUGGGCGCGCCGAGUCCGCGGCCGAAGACCUCAAACGCCGAAAAUACGCCACCCUAGUAGUAGCUACAUUUUGGAGGCGACCAGGGCCCCCUCCUUAUUCAGGAUACCCACCAGGACCACCACCGGGGCCGCCGCCUGUCCAGGUCACCCAUGUGGUCCCUGGGGCAGUAAUCAUCCAGCACCAACAGAUUGUUGGGCCCGAUUCCAUGCUCGCAACCUGCCGUUCAUGCCACCAGAGUAUAAUCACAAGGGUUGACCGUAGAGCAUCGACGCGGACACACGUGGCUGCAUUGCUGCUUUGUCUUUUUGGUUGCUGGCCUUGCGUGUUCCUCCCUUACUGCAUGGACUCGUGUCUCAAUACCGAUCACUAUUGCACAAAUUGUGGAGCUUUUAUUGGGACCCACGUUGGAUAGCCUUUCUGUAUACCUGGUAUUAAACUCGACUUGUAUAACUCGAGCGAGACAUAUCAAAAAUGGAGCCACUUAUACGCUGAAAUAUUUAAAUAAUUCACUCGCCAUCUCCAGCAGUGUACCUAAAUGUUAUAUUACGAUUACGACGCAGCAGCGAAACCGUUGCAGCAACGGAAAACAGGCGGUGUCACUGUAAAGUUGCUAGCGUUGUGUCAAUGCCAUCGCGAUUGAAUCGUUCUACUAUUUGCGUUACUUACUUUAUCAAGGAAAUUGAUAGUAGCGUCGCUAGUUUCAUGAUGUUGCGUUGAUGUAAUGAAAUGUGACCUUAGCCUGGCUACUAAGUAGCUCCUUUUUAAAUAGGGCAAGCAAAUACAGUUCUAUUGAAAUAGCGAUUAAAGUUUAUUUUCUGUUGUUAAUAUUUAUAUUUGCUUAUACUUAUAUAAAAAUUUUUUAGGAUACACACCGCAACAUGAUAUUUAAAAAAUGCUAUUUAACAUAGGAGCACUUGUGAUAUUCAGAGUUUUCUGUUAUUUUUUAUGAAUAAAACUAUUUAAUUUUAACAA
Messenger RNA from Cydia pomonella (codling moth), 2090 nucleotides. RefSeq lists its product as uncharacterized. Bases 97 to 1530 code for a protein of 477 amino acids. The transcript has 7 exons. NCBI's taxonomy places the organism in Eukaryota, Metazoa, Arthropoda, Insecta, Lepidoptera, Tortricidae. The record is from RefSeq and is a predicted model, not a curated record. Gene Ontology annotation, molecular function: zinc ion binding.